This is a messenger RNA of Aaosphaeria arxii CBS 175.79, 1697 nucleotides long. Its product is annotated as regulator of G protein signaling superfamily. The transcript is spliced from 2 exons. Lineage: Eukaryota; Fungi; Ascomycota; Dothideomycetes; Pleosporales. The record is from RefSeq and is a predicted model, not a curated record. The coding region runs from base 367 to 1557 and encodes 396 amino acids.
UGCUGCUGUGCUGCAUUCGAGAAGACUUCGUCGUCGCCGCCGCCGCCGCGCCUACUCCAUCCACAACCACCGCGACAACCGAAAACGGACGCUCGCUUCCUGCGUUCCAGCGCCAUAUCUUUCUCCCUCGGGCUACACACAUAUCCCACCUGUCUCCCUCCCUGCGACCCGAUGCUACCGUCGUCGCAGCCAUAGAAGUCCACUUCCAAGCCCUCUCCCCCACCUCCCUCCUGGCACUUCCACGGGUCUCAACAGUCAGUCAAGCUGGCGGAACCAUUACGUCCAGACUACUGUUCUUAUCCGGGAUACGACCACCGGGAGAAAACAAACGCCCACAGGGUGUAUAAACAGCUGUGGAGAAGCGUCAUGAACUCACGGAAACUAGGCGGCAACGCCCUGUCGAUAAAGACCUCUUCGUCGACGGCGUCGUCGCCCACCACAUCCACAAUAGACCCUGAAGACGAGGACGUCACCAUGGUCGACUCCCUCCCCCCAUCCAAGCCACUCACCGUCUCCAUACCCAAAAACAUCGCAAACUCCAGCCACCGCAAACCCACCCUCUCCGAGAUCCUCGCCAACACCGCGCCGCCGCCAUGGACAUUGACAUCCUUCAUGGCGUUCCUCUCCCAGAACCACUGCUUAGAGAACCUCGAAUUCACCAUGGAUGCUUCGCGAUAUCGAAAACACUACUCCAAGAUGGUCAAUCGCCAUCCCGGCAGCCCGAUAUCCCCCCUGUCCGAUGAGUGCACAUACGUCCUCAUGCUCUGGCGGCGAUUGAUCGAUGCCUACAUUCGGGAAUCUGGCCCACGUGAAGUCAAUCUCCCCGCCGACGUUCGAGACACUCUGCUCAACCUCUCCGACUCCUACACCCCACCUCAUCCCUCCGCCUUGGACGAAGCCGUAUCCAAGAUCUACGAACUGAUGGAAGAGAGCGUCCUUGUAUCCUUCCUGAACUCUGCAUGCCCCCAGUCCGCGUAUCCCCAGUCCGCGUACCCGGCCUCGACGGGUCACGCUAGCCAUGACUCAAGCUUCGAUCGAUCCCACACUCGCAGCUACGAUGAGCGAACCCUUUUCCACCGAGGCCAGCCACACCAUGUCCCCGCCCACCAACGAGCCUCCGCCCCGUCGUCCCUCGCCAACACAUUCAUGCACCCGCGACCCUUCUCUCAUUCCCGUUUCAACUCUCAGCCUGCCUCAACCACCUCGGCAUCGUCGAACUCCGCACGCAUAACGUCGGGCUACGGCAGUGGCAGUGAAGCCUUGACGGACGACUCCGGCAGCGGGAGCCCCAGCGGACUGAGCGAUCCCCUAACACCCCCCGGGACGCCCCCGAUGAGCGACUACCCCAUGGCCGACUACCACCAGGCCUACUACGAAACAGGCAGUGGCACUACCAGUGGAACUCCAAGCCCUCGAACCAGCCGUGGCGAGCACAACGGUCUCGCCAACGCCACUCGGGACAGUUGGAAGCGUGUGAGCAGCAAGCUCUGGCCGAAGAAACGAUCCGGGGGCGCAUUGAGGGAAGAGGACGGAGUUGUUGAAGGAGGCCUCUUCUGAGGAAAUCACGACAUACCCGAACGAGGAAAAAUUUAAUACACGAUCACGACAGUGCGAUAUCGAAAGCGUCUUUUCGCAUAACAAACCUGCAUUUGGGCUGCAUCAUCCGGCGUUCACCAUUUUGUUAUCAUUCCAAAACU